Molecule: messenger RNA, 3618 nt
Organism: Lagopus leucura (white-tailed ptarmigan)
Lineage: Eukaryota; Metazoa; Chordata; Aves; Galliformes; Phasianidae
Gene: SGO2
Product: shugoshin 2
Exons: 9
Coding region: 394-3165 (923 amino acids)
Biological process (GO): meiotic chromosome segregation
Cellular component (GO): chromosome, centromeric region; nucleus
Source: RefSeq, a predicted model, not a curated record
GGCUGAUAAUGGGAUCUCAAGUGAUUGCAAACCAGACUCCUUCUCUAUUUAGUGCACGCAGAGUGUAAAGCCUCCCAGCCUUUUAGGCUCUUCCCCCCUUUAAGCAGCUGGUAGCUAACUGAGGAUUGUUCACGUGUGAAAAGUUCCUCAGCUGAAUGCAAAAGAAAGUAGCACCCAGGUGCUAACACAACACUUAUUUUGCUUAUUAUCAGCAGUUGUGACAUAAACACUAGCUGGAGGCAGAUUGGGGAUUGCUCCUUCAAGAGAUGGGACUGCUGUAAAAGUGAAUGAAAUGAAAUCUCAUGACUGGAGCUGGGUGAAAAUACUGCCUGCUUGAGAGCAGAGGGAGAUUCCUCUUGACAGUGUGCAUUCCACCUGACAAGGUUCUUUUUGAUGAUGGAUAAACAAGCAACUGCUAAAUUAUCCACUGCUUUUUCUUUGGGUGCUGUCAGAGGACACAGGAAGAGGGACAGAGCGUUACAAACUGCAAAACUGAACGCUUCUUUGGCAUCUAAAAUCAAAUCUAAAUUAAUAAAUAAUUCAUCAAUGUUGAAAGUAUCUUUAAAACAAAAUAAUAAAGCAUUAGCUCUGGCUUUGAGCGUGGAGAAAGAAAGUUCUCGGAAGCUGAAGAAUGAGAGGAUUUUUCUUCAGAAAGAAGUAGAAAAGCUGCAGCUUCAUAAUAUCCUGCUUCGUCGAAAACUAAGCUGUUUGAAUAAAACUCUUAGAGAAAUAGGAGCAUUUUUGAGUGAUAACCUGUUAAAUGCAAUAGAAAUAAGCAGUCUUUCUGAGAAUCUUCAGAGUUCUUUUCCUCUGUCAGACAGUCCACGUAGCUGUACUGAUGACCAGGUGAAGAGUAUGUGUCAGUCAGCAAGAUCUGUAGAAUUGUCGGUGAAGCUUCCUUUACUUGCAACAUCUGCUGGAAAACAGCAAGAAAAUCAGUUUUGCGCAGAACUAAGCAGUAAUAGCACGUUCCUAACUCAUGUCAAUAAUGUACAACCUCUAAGACAGUCUGAGGAUUUCACAAGACAAGAUGACAGUUCAUUGCCAUUCUGUGGAAAUGUGACUGAAAGAAAGAAAUGUGCAACACAUCAUGGGUCAAAACCACAACUUACUGUAAAGGAUUCUGGUAGAAAAUGUAGCUCAAAUCUUCCUCCUCAUGGUAGCAGCAGCAAUGAGGUGAAUGUGAAGGAAAGUCCAAGUGAUUUGCUUCGCAUUAUUCCUUCACAACUUGAUUUUAGCAGUGAAUGUAAGGAGAUGCUUCCUAUUGAUGGGAUAAAACCUGAAGAAACUGUUUAUGAUGCUGAUAUGGAGUUGACUGCCAGCGAUGAAGGUAAACUGCUCACAGUUGCAUCAAAAGACAAAUUACAUAAAAAUAAUAAUGCCAAUUCUGGUAAAGUAUUGGCAAAUUUCAGAAAAGUAAAAUAUUCUAAAAGUGAGAAAGAGAAAAUUAAAAACAAGACUGAAGUCAAUUCAAAUUUUUAUGCAGAAGAAAACCAUGUUAGGGCUGACAGUAACAUUUCAAAUAUAACUGACCCACAAACUCAGCUAUUCCAAAGUCAGACAGAACAGCUACCUACACAGAAUUCUACAGUGAAACAGAAUUUACUGAAUACCAAUAACUGUAAUCAAAACCAGAAUUGUCUAAGUAAGGAUAAAGAUACUAGAAGAACAUACCUAGUUAGCUUAGUGCAUCAAGAACAAGAAUCGAAUAAAGAAAAUUCCUCAGAAACAUUGGAAGAUGUGGAAAACAAAAUAAUAAAAGCAUCAUCAAGCUUAUCUAGUAGUGAGAUUCCACCUCAAGUUUGCUGUGCUGAAAGCUUGGCGUUCCAGGAUAACAGCUCUACUGUACUACCUUUACAGCAGGACUUUCCGCAUGAAAACAAGAACAGUGUCAGACUGCUGAGAAAUGGGAAGACCUUUCAAAACCCUUCAAAAAUGAAUACAGCUAAACACUGUAAAGUUGAUAAUGGGAAGUAUGAAGAAUAUGGUUCAAAAAAGUCUCAAACAGACAGGUGCAAAUGUGACAGCAAGAGAAAACAAUACCAGAAGAAUAUUAUAAAGAGCAAAUGCAACAAAGAAGGUGGUUACAGACAAAGAGAAACUGAAAAUGACAGUGUUAAUAAUAUUAUUCAAAAAGUAGAUCAAAAGAGUGGUAAUUUUUCACCAGGCAGAUUAAAACACACGUUGGCAAAGGCUGCACGUAAAACAUAUGUAGUACCAACUAAAGAUCUUACUACGUUCUCGCUUUGCAAAAGGGAAGAAUUAGAAAAUAAGAAUGCAUUGUGCACACAGGCUGUUCAUGGAAAUAAAAUAACUGAAACCCAGCAAUCUCAAGGAGCUUUAGUUGCUCAGAAUGGUAUGGCAAUGAAUAUACCACAAGCUAAAGCCUCCACAGGAAAUGUUGACAGCAAUGCUGAUAAGUUAAAGAGAGCAGAUUCCUCAUCAGCAGCAUGUGAAGAAUCUAACAUUAGUAAUUCUUGUGACAAUCAAGUGAAAGAAAAAGGGAGCCUUAAUUCUGGUAUCAUGGAGAGCAGACAAAAAAAGAAUUAUUUCAGGCAUACUGAUCAGGGACAGCUGACUUUUUUGGAUGACCAGGAAGUCUCUCAUGAGAUGGAUUCCUUUAUGAACAAGUUAAAGCCCACAGUGCAAAAAUUAGAAAUUUUAGAAUCGUUACCUGUUGAUUGUUCUAAGAAUAUAACAGUCAGUACAGGUAGCUUUUUCCAGAAAGAUUUUUCUGAAAUGAAGCCCACAGCUCUUGAUAAUCUUAAUGCUUCUACGAACUUUAUACUGAAAAAUUCAGAAAUUUCAGGAAAAAACGGUCAAGAUAAAGCACCAAUUUCUGGAAAAGCAAAGCAAAAAUCAGAUCGUAUUUCUAAAGAGAUUUCUGAAAAAACUUUGACACAUUGUCAUGGGAAAACAGCUUUGCAAGAUGUGACAAAUACUAGUGAGUUUUCUCACACUUCCUUACCUAAAUCCUCCCAGAUUUUAGAAGAAGACUCAGCAGAACCGGUGAGACGAGGAAGAGCUGCUAUUUGCUACAAAGAACCCCCUCUAAACCGAAAAUUAAGACGUGGGGAUCAGUUUACAGAUACACAGUUUCUGCACUCCCCAGUCUAUAAAGUAAAAAAGAAAAGAAGCUUUAAAAGUAAAUCAAAAUUUAUUUGAAGAAGACAAGAGAAUUGCCUUUAUGAACAGCACUUCUGAAAUGGUACUUUUUUUUUUUCUUCCAAAAAUCUAUGGUUUAGUAGUACAGGAUGCUUAUUGUUCUUCAAUAGAUAAACAGAAAACAAAGACUGCAAAGCGGAAUUUCUCUCAGAAAAGACCCACAGCACAAAGGACAUAGAACUCUUCACCAAAGAAAGCAAAUUCAGGUUAGGAUCCAGUCUCGUGUUCUGAAUUUUUGCUCAGUAAUUUAUAAUCUUUUCAAAGUAUUUGCAGCACUUAUUAAUUUGUAAGAAAAGUGUAAGUUUUAAUGAGAAUUAAAAGCAAUCACGUUUGGGAAUUACUGUGAUUUCUUUGUAUAUACUAUGAGCAGAGUAAUUUAUCAGUGCUAGCUGGAGCAGAUAUAAGCAUCCUAAAUAUAGGUGCAGAGAGCCUUGGGUGUGGUUGUUUUUUCCU